GCGGUGAAAGGAUACGAACGGUCUGUAAUGUAGUUGCGCACACGAGUGUUCACGUCAUAUACGUCAUACAUAACCUCAAUUGUCUACGAAAACAAUCUGAACUUUUGAGAGUUGUGAAGUAUUUUAGAGUGUAUGACACGAUAAACUAAGAAUAUAUAAAUUGUGUUUCCGUACCUGGAUUACUUCCGCUCCAAGAACAUGGAUAUAGCAAGCUACUUCUCCAACUCAGAUUUUCUGGACACCAGACUUCUAGCUUAGAACAUUACUUGAGCGUCAGCAGUAAUCACAAAUACGAUUUAACUCAUUUGAAUAUGAUAUUGUGUCACUAGUGAACAUUGGGACAUGAACUGCUAUAAUGUUACCAAUCAAAAGAAGGCAAAGCUUCUGCCUUGGCUGAAGAAAUGUGGAGAGACCAAAACUUCACGGAGCACAAUCAGAUAAAUUUUGCCAUGAUGGGUGUCCAAGCAAUGCAUCCUCCGUCUACAGGCCCACCCGCAGCCGUACCACCUGGAUCCAAAAGGAAAAUUACCGAGAUUACCUGUCCAUCAGGACCACCAGAAGCCAAAACCGCCCGAUGGGACACCCCUGACCACCAAACUAUGCUUUGGGAUACGUUAGAAGCAAAUAAUAAAAACUGGGAUAGCUUAGAAGCAAAGAAUAAGUCCUGGGACAAAUCUGACACGAGUACGAUUAGACGUGAAGCUAGCGGUACUGAGCGUUGUCGCAAGAAUGGCUCCAGAGAUUUUUCAGAAGCUAAAAGUAAGCCCAGGGAUAUUUCGAAGAACAAUAACAAAAAUGAAGAAUGUAGAUUAACCAACAGUUCAUCGCUAGAAAAUGACAGCAACCGGUUGAAUGGUUGCCUUGAACGCUUACAACCGUCGCAAGAGGAAGUUAAGAACAAUUCUAACUCUCUCGAUUCUGAUAACAACGCUUGGGAUAGGUUCAAACCCCCAACUGAUGAUAGAAACGUUUCUGCUAUUAAUCGAUUGAAUGGGUCUAAAAAUCCGUUACAGCGGAACAGUAAAAACUGGGGGAGUCUGAAACUGUCUCAAGAUGAAGAAAACGUGAGAUGGGAAAGGCGAAAAAGUUGCAAGUUAGAAGCCAUGAACCAAAAGUGUAAUAACUUGAAAUCAUCUGACGAUAGUCGAAAUUUUGGACAAGAAGGAAAUAGUGAUACAUCGAUUAAACUCGUCACCUCAGCGAUCACAUAUACGACAGAAAACUGCUGCGUUGCGAAUAAAGAUGAAGACGCAGUUUUGACUCAAGAUGCAAAGGAUGUUACAUGGGAUACAACGAAUAAAAUGUGGGAUAGCGAUUGUUUGAUCCAAGAUACUAAAUAUGUGCUAUUAAGUGACUGCGAAAGCCAGAAUGAGAACUGGGACGUCUCUGAAACGAAUAGCAAACAAUGGGAAAAUGCAAUUUUAACUAAGGAAGCUAAGGAUGUUAGAUGGAAUGGCACCGAUAAUGAGGAGAGUGGAAAAAAUAGUACAUGGGAAAGUUGCAAUGUCAAAAACAUGAGAUGGGAGUCAACAGAGGACUGCAUAGCAAGGUUGCGAGCCGUAGCCAUCCCCGUUAACAACUGGAGGAGUCCUGUGAACCCCAAGGGCACGUUAGUGUCAGAUGAGGAGUAUGAAGAUGAUGAUUUUGAGGAUGAGUUGAGCUCAGACGAUGACAAGGUACAGGAAGUCAUUCCUCAAGUCAGAUUUCAGCAAGGAUGCAAUAGAUUUCAAUCUGACUACUGGCAGUACUACCGCCAAUCGCCGCAACCUCAACAGACCAUCAGGCGAGAGGAGAAUGGGAAGUCGUACCUAGAACUAGGUGCGGCGCCACUGAUCAAGAUCCAACCACACAAUUCAAGGCUGAGAUGCUGUGACAGUCGAGGCAGAUGGUGUCACAACCCUUGCUACAGGCAGAGGAGGUUGACAGUGCUCAACAUGUCCAUGUGCAAGUUGGCCCGAUACAGGCAAUGCUCAGAUCCAUCGCUCAGGAGAUCUGUACUGAUUUGUAACACCCUUAGGAGGUUAGAGCGAGAAAUGGAAACAGAACCAACUGAAGCACAGUAUCACCACCCGUCCAGCGAACCGUUCAGGAUGAACAGCAGCCGUAACAGCCAAGAUCAACUGCAAGAACUUAAUCAACAAUCUCCAAUGAGAGGCAACAACAGUGGAAGCAGUUGCAAUCAACAACAGCAAACGCGAAAUAGUAUAUCUAAAGGGACACAACAGUCGAUUAGCUCGAUGGGAGCGAAUACUACCUAUGGUGUUAUAUCUCAAGGUUCAACCAGUGCUUUCAAAAGCACAUCAGGCGGCAGUACUUUUUAUGAACAAAGCUUACGUGAAAUGACAUCAGGUCGUGCCACACCCUUCCCAUCUGGUACUCUUCCAGACACAGACUCAGGUUUAGGAGAAGAUGAGGCAAUGCUCAACAAACCUAUCAACUGGAGCUCGGUACUAUCUCUAUCGAGUCAAACCGAAACGGACAUAGAAGUACUCAACAACAAAGAAUUCUACGAAGAAUUCGGACUGACCUGUUCAGAAAGCAGCCCAAGCAGCAAUCCACUUAUGUCGCUUGGAAAUAUUUCAAACGAAUUCAUCAGUAGUGGAUCUACUGGUCCAAGUGUCAACAAUAGCACAUUCAUCGGCCUUUCAUCUUUCCAGACUUUUCCAGCUAUUAAUGGUACGACCUCCCCUAUAGCUAUUUCCAUGGAUGACACUGAUCUGCUAGAGGAUUAUGAGUGUGGAGAUAGCACAAGGACGUUUUUAACGCUAGAAAAUGUGAAUGACGGUUCUAAUUGUACUAGAAGUGCGGGCAAUAACGGGUGGGAUAGAUACGUCCACAUUUUAGUAGACCGAAAUACGUAGCAGCAAUACUCGAGCUCUUAAUACGCCAGUAUAUAUAGUAUGAUGGGUGCCAAACAAAGCGAAAAAACGUAUAUAAAGCAUAUGUCUUUCACUGAUGAUGGCUCGCAAAGGACAAAAUAGUGUAUUUUUAACUUCACUUGAUAAACUCUCAAGCAAAAAUUAUAAUUCUGAAUCCUGCUGAUUAAAAAAUAUAUUGCUUUUGGAAAACGUUAGAAUAUACAGAAUGGCCAUUGUAGAUAUACUCAUUCGCAAAAACGUCUACCGUCUUCAAAGCAAGUAUGAGGUUAUUCCCAUUUUUAUAAAUGUAUACAUUUUCUUACUGUUUUGAAAUCACCAAGCUCUUUUGCCCACAUGAAUUCCUCCCACAAGCCAUUUUCCUUAAUCCUAACAUCAAAUUUUUAAUUUCAAAAACGAAUGAUGAAAGGAAGUAUGGGAGAGGGUAGCACAUUUGAACAUUUUUUUACCAUCAGCUAUUAAGGUCACUAAAAUAACAAAAAAAUUGUGUUUUUAGUUAUCGGAUUCUUACUUAUGUGUUCCGGUAAGAAUUUUGGAUCUGCCCUUCUUUCUUCGAGGGAUGCCUUUUAAGUUUUGCAUAUGGAAAUAAAACAACACGGUCGGUAGUUUUAAAUAACUUUAUUGUUUUUCGAAGUAUUCUCCACGACGAUUAAUACACAUCUGCAUACGCUCGAACCAAUUUUCGAAGCACUUAUUCCACUCGUUUGCUGGCAGAUCCAAAACGGCAUUUUUGAAUGCGUCAACUGCUUCUUCUGGUGACUGGAACCUUUGACCACGCAGUCUGUUUUUAAUUUUCGGGAUAGUAAAGAAAUCGUUAGGACUUAGAUCGGGACUAUAUGGAGGAUGGUCCAAUAAUUCGACGUUUUCUUCCGUUAAAUACUGCCUUGUCUUUUGGGCUGUGUGUGAGCUUGCAUUGUCUUGGUGGAGGAUGAACUUCUUUCGGGGUUGAUUUUUCGAAGCUCGCUGAUGACUUUUGGCAAACAAAUGGUGGUAUACUAAUCCGCAGUAAUAGUUCUUUGCUCAUUAAGAGGAAUUGUUGCAAUAUGACCCGCUUUUGACACAAAUGUCGCGACCAUCUUUUUCGAAACACUUCGAGAACGGAUGACUUUUGUUGGCUUUUCUUCACCUUGGAACACCCAAACAGCCGACUAUCGUUUGUUGUCUGGUUCAUAACUGUAAAUACACGAUUCAUCACCACUAACAAUGCUGUACUCAUUUUUUGAGUUUCCGGAAUUGAAACGGUCAAGCGUUUUUUGACAUCAAUUAACCCUGGCUGCUUUCUGCUCUUCAGUCAACAGGUGGGGUAUCCAACGAGAAACUAUUUUUCUUACUCCUAAUUCUUCAUGUAAAAUUUUUUAAAUUGAGGUCUUUGAGAUCUUCAAGGACGCCUCAAUCUCGCGAUAUGUCACAUGUCUAUCUUCAAUGAUAAGUUUUCGCACUGCAUCGACGUUUUCCUGGGUGAUUGCCGUUUUUGGUGCACCCACCCUGGGAUCGUCGCUAAGACACACCCGUCCACGUUUGAAUUCUCCAUACCAACAGGAAAUUGUCGCCUGAUGUGGCGCUUCGUUGCCGAAAACAGACAGUAACUCAGCAAGGCAUUCUUGUUGCGAUAAUUGUCUCUGAAUGUUGUAAUAAAUUAUGGCGCGAAAAUGUUCUCGGUUGAGUUCCAUUUUUCUAAUUACUUGGUGACACUUAAAAAUUCACUAUAGUGAGAAAACUGUACGUAUUGUUGUGAAACUUUGAAUGUAAGUUUACUAAAGAGUGAGGUUAAGAUUCAGUACUGACGUUCGAUCCGCGCGGCCUACUAUGUUUCUAUAUGCAAAACUUAAAAGACAUCCCUCGUACCACGAGGUUUUUCACUUCUUGGGGGAGCUUUUGGGAAUGGUCUGAUAGCCUCCACUGGGACUAAUGCAUGAAGAGCGACUUCCUGAACGUUCUGUAUAGUUGAUGGGGAGAUGGACCAGAACCAAACGAUCCUUGCGCUUGCACUUGCGGUUCCACCCUUACCAUACUUUGAUUAUGCAUAGGCAUGUCUGCAUCAAAGUCUUAAUCUGAAAAUGCAUUUCCUUUCAGAGGACAAGUUUCUGUUGUUUUAAACCCAGCUAAUAUAUUUUUUGGGGUGAACGAAUUUUCAAAAGCUUUGCCGGCCAGUUCAGCAAUAUUAUGAAUUGUAAUGGUCGUGCCAGGAUGCGAAAGUUAUCCAAUAGUUUUAGAUAUUUUGCCUUAAAUGGACCCAUUACAGACUCGUCCAAAGGCUGCAAACGAUGCGUGCAGUGUGGUAGAAAAGUUACCAUUACUAUUCCAUUUUUUUUGCAUAGAUUAUUGUUUCCAAUGAGCAAUGGCUUUUGUGAUUGUCUAGAAGAAGUAAAACGGGGUCUUCCUUCGUGCACUUAGUGAACCUGUCAAAAUGCUGUAACGUUGAUAUAAAAAGGGCUGCAGUCAUCCAGCCGCUAUUGAGACUGUUCACUAAGCCCAGACUACCUGGAGGAGCGCCAAUCACAAAGGUUUCAUGAAAUCUUCUCGGGGGGAAAAUAAAAACUGGCGCUACAGUAUUUCCUGAUGCGCUGACAAUUCCUACAAUUGUCACAAGAGUUCCACGUUCUGCAGAAACAGCUUAUCCCGCCUGUUUUACUCCUUUUUCGGCAAUUACGUUUGGAGCCUGAACAAUAGUCAGAACACUACUUUCAUCCAGAUUAAAAAUUCUAUUUGGGGUAAAAGGGUGUUUCUGCAAAGCUCGGGUGUAAUUUUCGAAAAACUCAUUCACGUUAUUUUUUAUUAAAACUUGUUGCUCUUGAGAGGCUUGUGUUUCCUGGCUUGCGUAAAGAUAGAUGUGAAUGUAUUUUCAUAAAUCCUUGUACCCAGUCCAGCCCGGCCAUUGAGUUAGUUUCCCAAUUAGGUGGCAUCCUCCGACUCAGCCUAAAAAACAGUAAAUUUAAACUAAAAAUCCAAUGUUUCAACAAGGUUACAAAACAUUACCGUACUGCAUAAUCGAAAACCAGGGUUUUUAAAGUUUUAUAGGUUAACCCAUAGUUCAUUCUGAAACGUUUUAACAUCUAUGUUAAAAGCAGCUGCUCUUGUUCCUGAUUGAAUACUUGUCGGAAGGUAUAUUUGGAUGAAAACGCUUCCCGAGGUUCUGGAUUAUCGUGACCCACUUUUUUUAGCCGAUAGAAAAGUGUAGUGUGGGUAAGGCCAUAGACAUCACCAGCCCUUCUUAGGGUUAAUUCACCAUUUUGAACCCGAAUAACAGCAGCCCUCAUGUCCUCUUCAUUACUCUGUUUUUUUUCGAUUAUUCACAUAAUUUCUAACCAUUUUUGAAAUCUAAAACCAAAAACAAUUGUGACAUACCUACAAACAAAAGGAUUUUCUUAUGAAGGCAAGAAUGUGUUGAAAACGUGGCAGAUACACUGUAAUUUAAUGACCGUCGUGGGACUAACCAGAGGAGCAGUUGAUUAUAGUUGUCUAUUUCGAAUCAGCAGCGAAAGAAAUAAAAAAAAAAUUGUACCUAUACAUUUUACAAAAAAUUAUUACAAGUAAGAUGUUCAAAGAUACCCCAAGUGGUCAAAUCAAAUGAAACCCUAUUUUAUAAAAGGGAGUUGUUUUUAUCUUUCCAAAAACACAUGAAUUCAAUUUCUAUAACUUCGACUUACCUUAUAAUACAAAAAUAAUUCGGAAAUUACACGUAUUUUCACAUAUACACAAAAAAACUUUCACCCGUAAAGUUACAAAAUUUAUUUAAAAAAAAUGUCAUGUUCACCAAACAUAAGCAAACAAUCGAAUGACUGAAAAGUAACUUUUUGUUAAUGAUUACUUGCUUUGCAGGAAUGCCAACCUAAUAUUUUUUGUUUAUUGGUAGGCAACCAACAAUUAAGGCCAAUGUUCAAACGUGCCACCGUUCAAAAGUGCCCCCUUAUCCCUUACUUAUAUGUAAUUACAGUAUUUCUAAAAAUGUUUAAAAUAUACAGUGUCUGAUUCUUUCAUGGUCCAUCAUACUAUUUGGUACUGGUAUAGGUUCUUCGCAACCUUGCUCCAUGGGUAUUUUCAAAUACAACAUUCUGAUACUAUAAAACUCAGGUUGUGAUCUAUUACAUAUGUAUAUAUAUAUACAUACAUACAGGUAUAUAUAUAUAAUUCAAUUAAUGCCAAUGCCAACUGGUUGUUGGCAAGGGCAAUGACUACUGCUCGCAUUAUAUAUAUGUAUAUAUAUAUAAUGUUCAGUCUUUUUCAUGCAGAAUUCAUAUACCUACAUAGAUGUAUGUAGGACAUGUUAAUACACUGUAAAUAUAGAGGGUGUACCACAAAUGAUGGAAUAGAACAAAUAAAUAGAUUAUAAAUUCUCUGAAAUUGUGUAAUCCAAUUUUUAAUACAACCUUGAAAUACCUGAAUGAUGUAUGUAAUGCAUACAUAAUUCUUACACAUAUAUGUAUCUCACAAUAUAUGAAUAUUAUAUGUAUAUGUCAAUUAUGGAAUAACGACGUUUUGUGAACGAACUGGCGUUCAGUAUUUAAUGAAAUAAGUUUUUUUUUUAUUGGAUAUAUUUAAUGUAGUAAAUAUUUUGGAGGUCUAUAUGCCUGAAGGCUAAUGUCACAUAACGAUAUCCCAGCUAGCAGAGGACGUGGUUUUCACCUCGAAAACAUGUCACCAAUCACGUGGAAAAAUCCAAAUAAUCACGUCAAAUAACGUAGCAUAUACGUCAAUAUGUCACAGAUAUUUCACGUAACUAAGUGAUCUGAGAACGACGUCACAUAGCAACGUAAAAUACAGCGAUCGUUGACGUAAAAAACACCAAUAGGCGACGUCACUAAUUUCUAGUAGUUACCAGCUUUUGGAAUAGCGAGGGAGGGGGACUGGGAUGUUUGGUCUACAUGCAAAAUUAUCUGUGGCUAUUGUUCUUGUGGAGAUGACAAUCAAACUAAAUUAUAUUCCAUAAAAUGAUGUAAUGAUGAAAUUAAACAUGACAAAAAACUAUAGCAGUGCUCGAGUGGGUCUCUGUAACAUUUUGUUCUAAGUAUAGUUUUCUUUGUAUCGUAGAACUUUUUAUUUGAUACAGCUGCUACUUAUCUGUUGGCAAUUCUAAUUUUUUUAAGGAUCUGAUAUAAAAGUCUUGUGUAUAAGGCAGCCACCGUACCUCCUUCCUUCUAGGCGUUAGCAAUUUUGUGUGGUCAAAUGCGAUGUCAUCAGAAGCUUCAUUUCAAAAGAACAAACACCAAGGCACUACUUGAUGGCUGAUACCAUCUGUUGAUGACUUCAAGGGCGGUCACAACCAUAUAGAACACGCCACAACACUCGUUUCACAAUUCCCAGUUCCCACUCGCCAUCGUCGCCAUAGAGAAAGGAGUAACAAGCCAGUCGCGAAACGCGGUCGGUGGCUGUAUUGCCGGCGCACCUUCCACUUCUACAAUGACCGCCACUGGCUCGGGCAAAAAGGUUUCCAGAUUUCGCUUUGCUAAAUAUGUUCAACUGCUGAACAUGAAGCGUUUAAAAUAUAAAAAGUCAAAACAAUACAAAAGCUCGGCUAAAGUGUAUAAUAACUAAAAUCAACUAUGGUGUACUCAUGGUGUAUUUACACUAAAAUUAUUGCCUCAAUAACAGGAAAUAUCGUAAAAAAUGAAUUUAUCAGUGCAAUAGAAAACUCGCAGACAAAAUCAUAUUGGAAAAAAUAUAAUAUACAUUAAAGUCAAAAAUCUCAUUAAGUCUGAUACUAGGUUUAGGAACUAGUGAUUUCAAGAAAUAAAUACAUGUACACAUUUUACUAUAUCUAUUAUUUAUUCUGUACCGGUAUAUACGUAACUAAAAAAUAUGUAGCCAAACAACUGCUACUUAUAUCACAAAAAUUACUUAAUGAAUAUAAAAUCGAAUUAUGGGAGAGGUGUUCUUAUGUGGCAACCUAGCUCAAAGAAAAGCGCAUGCUCGGACAUGAGAUCGUGCUACCCGUGCUUCAAUGUCACGUGACGUUACCUGAAUGAAGGCGGGCUUUCAAUUCGUAUUGAUCGUGGAAAAUAAAAAAUAUCUAUUUUGUAAUGUUAAGUACUUUUUAUUAUUACUUUCAAAGUUAGAAGUUAUGAUUUGUUUGGUAAGAUGAACGAUUUGUAAGUCCCUUAUGCUUUGUUCAACACAUUACGAGUAUAUAUAGAAUAUACAGUGUAUUAUUGUAGUAUAUUUAUUUUAGCAAGAAAAUUUGUAAAUGAUUUUAUAGGAACAUUUUAUGGCACAUGUACAUUGUAUGUACCGACAAAUAAAUUAUAUCAAUCAAUGAAACACUUGUCACUGGCACAUUUUUUGUGUACAAUAUUCAUAAUUUCAACGAUUGGUCGAAAUUUAACCUCCUAUCCACGAUUCUGUCAUGUGUAUGAAUGACACCUCACAAGUCGGCACCGUUUCACGUGGAGGAAACGUCAUUCGUCGACCGGUGAGGUGCUACACCUGAUUUCCAUGUUUAAU
Messenger RNA from Acanthoscelides obtectus, 9314 nucleotides. The record is from the annotation of a GenBank genome assembly. NCBI's taxonomy places the organism in Eukaryota, Metazoa, Arthropoda, Insecta, Coleoptera, Chrysomelidae.